Messenger RNA from Trypanosoma conorhini, 300 nucleotides. RefSeq lists its product as uncharacterized. The coding region runs from base 1 to 300 and encodes 99 amino acids. The record is from RefSeq and is a predicted model, not a curated record. Lineage: Eukaryota; Euglenozoa; Kinetoplastea; Trypanosomatida; Trypanosomatidae. The transcript has a single exon.
AUGCCUUCCGUGGGCCCCCUCGAGGGGGCCGGUGUGGAGGGGCGACAGGGCGCCGCGCCGGGGCCGGCGGAGGCGGUGGAAGCGGGAGGCCGUGGCCCGUCAGGCCGGCCCGCCGGCGCAGCGCCACACGUGGCGGGGCAGCUGCCGUACGUAUUGGGCUCGGCGGGCACGUGCGCCGUUCCGCUUUCGGAGGCGCUGGAGUCUGCGCUCUGCUCUACGGUGGAGGCGUUGGCCGCCGCUGCGGCGGAGGCCGAGGGCAACCUCCUCAACGCCUGCGCUCCGCCGCCACCCCCCCGCUGA